This is a messenger RNA of Plasmodium reichenowi, 684 nucleotides long. RefSeq names its product D-ribulose-5-phosphate 3-epimerase, putative. Gene Ontology annotation, cellular component: cytosol. Gene Ontology annotation, molecular function: metal ion binding; D-ribulose-phosphate 3-epimerase activity. Lineage: Eukaryota; Apicomplexa; Aconoidasida; Haemosporida; Plasmodiidae. The transcript has a single exon. The coding region runs from base 1 to 684 and encodes 227 amino acids. Gene Ontology annotation, biological process: pentose-phosphate shunt; carbohydrate metabolic process; pentose-phosphate shunt, non-oxidative branch. The record is from RefSeq and is a predicted model, not a curated record.
AUGAGUACGUUAAAAGCUAUAAUUGCCCCUUCAGUACUUGCAUCCAAUAUAAGCAAAUUAGCUGAAGAAACACAACGAAUGGAAUCUUUGGGUGCAGAAUGGAUCCAUUUAGAUGUUAUGGAUAUGCAUUUUGUUCCUAAUUUAUCCUUUGGUCCACCUGUUAUUAAUAAUUUAAAAAAAUAUACAAAAAGUAUUUUUUUUGAUGUACACUUAAUGGUUGAAUAUCCAGAAAAAUAUGUACCAUUGUUAAAAACAUCAAAUCAACUAACUUUUCAUUUUGAAGCAUUAAAUGAAGAUACCGAAAGAUGUAUACAAUUAGCCAAAGAAAUUAGAGAUAAUAAUUUAUGGUGUGGAAUUUCUAUCAAACCUAAAACUGAUGUACAAAAAUUAGUUCCCAUAUUAGAUACUAAUUUAAUAAAUACAGUUUUAGUUAUGACUGUCGAACCAGGUUUUGGAGGGCAAUCAUUUAUGCAUGAUAUGAUGGGGAAAGUUUCGUUUCUUAGAAAAAAAUAUAAAAAUUUAAAUAUUCAAGUUGAUGGAGGAUUAAAUAUAGAAACCACCGAAAUUUCUGCUUCUCAUGGAGCCAAUAUUAUUGUUGCGGGAACUAGUAUUUUUAAUGCGCAGGAUCCAAAAUAUGUUAUUGACACAAUGAGAGUAUCAGUACAGAAAUAUUUGAAUAAUUAA